UUGUAAAGAAACUUUUUGGAUUUAAUAUACAUUGCAACAUAUUAAACGUCAUAAUAUUAUAUGUUCAAAUACAGAAAAAUAUUAUAAAACAUAUAAAACAAAGGAAGUGCUGUCAUGUCUCACAGUGUUGGUGUUUGAAAUGUGUGUGAUUUUUUUUAUGUAACAAAAUUAUUGGUUGGACAGCCAAAUGGUAAUGGGUUUCAGCAGCGGCAUGGAGGGGGACGAGGACAAGAAGAAGCUGAACGAUGACCUGGUGGUCUUCAUGCGCAAGCGCAGCGGCACCGAGGCGCCGCGGUACUCCGCUCGACUGCACGCGUACGUCGAUUUACAGCGCAAGCGCAGUCGAGCGGUGGCCGCGCGGCGACGUUCUGAACAUUUUUAUCAAAGGCCAUUGGCCUCAAGAAAGAAGAUAGAUAAUGAACAGAAAGAGAAAACUAUAGAUAACUCGUUAGUUGACAAUCUUAGAAUGGACGACGAACAAAUGGCAAAAAGACGUGGCGAGAAAGAACAGGGUCGUACCGGGUUCUUCUCAAGGACCCGAUCUGAACCGUCAGACCGAUGCAGCCGCCGAAGGAGACGACGGCGACGGAGUCGUUGUGGCAGACGUCGUCGCAGGAGUUGCCGUCGACGACGACGUCGUAGCUGUCGCUGUCGCCGUCGCCGCAGUCGGAGUCGCAGGCGUCGUAGACGCAGUUGCCGUUGUAGAAGACGUCGCCGCUACCGUCGCUAGUCUUUGUAUUGUCCAAGUCUCCCCAUUUCCUAGCGUAGUGAUUGCAUCUCACCUCUCAGAUAGAGUUCAAAAUCCCAUGUCAUAGAUAAGAACAAAAGGCGGUUUUCACAUAGCCCAAUAGUUCAACUAACAUCAUCAAAGAAUCUCACUUAGUCUAUAGCUGCCUUUACAAGAGACGUUCUUUCACGCGCAUCAGGAACACGUGCGAUUUAGCGUGGGAAAGACAGCGCGCACAAUAGUGAGUGAUUGCAUAUCUCACCUCUCUGAUAGAGUUACAACAUAAAAGCAAGUUAUCGAUAAUUUUCAAAAUCCUAUGUGAUAUAUAAGAACCAAAGACUUGCCAUAACAUAGCUCAAUAGUUCAACUACAUCAUGAUCAGGGAAAAUCUCUUCUAAGUCUAUAACUGCCUUUUAAUUAAUAUCA
Molecule: messenger RNA, 1153 nt
Organism: Achroia grisella
Lineage: Eukaryota; Metazoa; Arthropoda; Insecta; Lepidoptera; Pyralidae
Product: protamine-2-like
Exons: 6
Coding region: 188-730 (180 amino acids)
Source: RefSeq, a predicted model, not a curated record